AUGACAUCAGACCAAAAAAGUUAUUUGGUAAGCUACAAACCACAAAAGACUCUUUCUUUAUAGUUGUUUUACUGUGAUCCAUCCCAAACCAAAACAUUGUCUCUCUCUCAGGCUCUAAUCCCUCCAAAAACAGUAUAACCACAAAUAAAGGGAGAGAAUUUCUAACUCUAGCUCUCUCACACCCUUCGUUGUAUUACAAGAUUUCCAUUAUUCCCUCUGUUUUCUUCUGUUCUCUUGGAAAAAUGGCAGCAAAGUUGGGUUCUUUCAAGUACAAUUUCCAAGAGAAAAGAGAGAGGUUGCUCUCAACCCAGAAGGACUACUCCGAGCUGGGCUUCGUCCACAUCGAGGAACAAGAGCCAUAUGGAUCUCCUCGCUGCUGCACUUUUCGAUCAGUUUCCGAUAGAAUUAUGAGCUGGUGCCGGACUGUACAAAAUGUUUCUAACCGGGCAAUUCGGAUGGGUCAAUCCGAUCCGAGAAAGAUCGUAUUCGCGGCCAAGAUGGGUCUGGCCUUGAUGAUCAUUUCGUUGCUGAUUUUCCUCAAAGAGCCUUUCAAGCAGCUCAGUCGUUACUCGGUCUGGGCCAUCCUCACUGUUGUGGUAGUAUUUGAGUUUAGCAUAGGAGCGACUCUGAGCAAAGGAUUUAACCGUGGGUUAGGGACAUUUUCUGCUGGAGGCCUUGCUUUGGGUAUGGCGCACUUAUGUGGACUAGCUGGAGAGUGGGAAGAAGCUGUUAUUUUCGCUAGUAUCUUUAUCAUAGGAUUUCUUGCAACUUAUGCAAAGCUAUACCCAACAAUGAAGCCUUAUGAAUAUGGGUUUCGAGUGUUCUUGUUGACAUAUUGUUUCAUCAUGGUAUCUGGGUAUAGGACAAGGGAAUUUGUCCAUACGGCUGUGUCACGAUUCUUGCUUAUUGCACUGGGUGCUGGUGUUGGUUUGGGAGUAAAUAUAUGCAUUUUUCCCAUCUGGGCUGGUGAGGAUCUGCAUAAAUUGGUGGUAAAGAAUUUCAUGGGCGUCGCAAAGUCAUUGGAAGGUUGUGUUAAUGGUUACCUUAAUUGUGUUGAAUAUGAGAGAGUUCCUUCUAAGAUUCUUACCUACCAAGCUUCUGAUGACCCGCUUUACAGCGGUUACAGAUCUGCUGUGGAAUCUACCAGCCAAGAGGACACUCUGAUGGGAUUUGCUAUCUGGGAGCCACCUCAUGGUCGUUACAGAAUGCUUAAAUAUCCAUGGAAGAACUAUGUAAAAGUAGGUGGUGCACUAAGGCAUUGUGCAUUUACGGUCAUGGCAUUGCAUGGAUGUGUACUUUCUGAAAUACAGGUACUAAAAAUUUCCACCUCUAACCACAUUGUGAGGCAAUUAAUGACAAAGAUACUGUACGAAGGUGCUAAAGUGUUGCGUGAACUUGGGAACAAACUGAAAAAGAUGGAGAAACUAGGUUCUGUAGAUAUACUGAACGAAGUGCAUGAGGCUGCAGAGGAGUUACAAAAGAAAAUUGACCAGAAGUCAUACCUUCUUGUUAAUUCAGAAAGCUGGGAGAUUGGAAGUCGGCCAAAGGAGGUGGGAGAUCCUCAAGACUUAUUGAACUUGGAUGAUGACGAAAAUACGUUCCGGGAAUACAAAUCCCUUAGUGAAGCUGUGCUUGAUCUCAGAUCUUUUCCUGUGCCACAAAGUUGGGAUGGCCAAAUGCCUGCGAUGCCAACUGGCGUGAGCCCCAUACCCACUGAUGUCAACCGCUCCAACCCGCCCGUAGGUUUUUCCUCAGGAAGCAUGUUCAUGAAACAGGUUUCAUGGCCUGCAGGACUGAAAUUUGAGGUUAACGAACCUCCAGUAGCAGAAGAAUCCAAUACCUACGAAAAUGCUAGUCAAUUGUCGUUAGCCACAUUUACAUCCCUGUUGAUAGAAUUUGUUGCAAGGCUUCAAAAUCUUGUCGACUCAUUUGAAGAAUUAAGUGAGAAAGCACGUUUCAAGGAACCUGUCGAAUCACCAGAAGUAUUAGAGCCACCUCGCAGGUUUUGGACCAGAUUGCUCAACUGUCUGAAAUCCUAAAUCAACGUAUCUCGUACUAUUCUGCUUUAUUUAACCUGCUGUUAGUUCAGUUGUAGAAUACAAUGCCACUGAUUUCUGCUGCUGCUGCUGACAUUACUCACAAGAACAGUCUUGCUUUCAUAGUUGACAAAGAUGAGCAUAUAAUCGCGGAUAUGUCGAUACCUUUGGUUCCGCGUGCGGCCCGGGGGGGUUGGUGGUGGUUAGAUGAUUUGCAGGCUAUGAUUAGUAUUAUUACUCAGAGCAUUAAUGGGGAUAAUGAGAAUGGAUAUGAAACAAUAUGUUUCUGACUAACACUGCAUAUUGAUGUUGGCAUUUUUAGUUUUAGCUCCGUUAUAUAUUGUAAGAUAACUCUGGAGUUACACGCUUUAAUGACGAUUCUGUAGUUUAUUUUUC
Prunus mume (Japanese apricot) is the source of this 2432-nucleotide messenger RNA. Lineage: Eukaryota; Viridiplantae; Streptophyta; Magnoliopsida; Rosales; Rosaceae. The record is from RefSeq and is a predicted model, not a curated record.